Molecule: messenger RNA, 2203 nt
Organism: Temnothorax curvispinosus
Lineage: Eukaryota; Metazoa; Arthropoda; Insecta; Hymenoptera; Formicidae
Product: telomere length and silencing protein 1 homolog
Exons: 5
Biological process (GO): mRNA splicing, via spliceosome
Cellular component (GO): spliceosomal complex
Source: RefSeq, a predicted model, not a curated record
AAAGAGACUUAUUUCAGGGAGAAGGUUGAGGAGAUGAAGAUCAUUCAGAAGCUCCGCGAGAGACCCGCUGGAGUCGACGUCGUCGGUUUGGCUCUUGGAGAAAGCGGUGCAUCUGAUGUCAUAACGUCGGAUCCCUUCAACAUGAAAACGGGAGGAAUGGUAAACAUGGCUGCAUUGAAGAAUACAAAACACAAGCCAAACGAUGCAUACGAAACUGGCAUUGGCACACAAUUUAACGCAGAGACUAAUAAACGCGACGAAGAUGAAGAAAUGGUCAAGUACAUAGAAGAAGAAUUAUCAAAACGCAAGAGUAAAAAUAAUAAUGAUGGGGCAAAUAGUGGGAAUAAUGAAAAGGGAUCAUAUUGCUCGCCCGAAGAAGCGGCGUUGCGCGCCGUACCUGAACACUUGAGGCAGAGCUCAGCCAAUCGUAGUGAGGAGAUGCUUUCGAAUCAGAUGCUCUCUGGUAUUCCAGAGGUUGAUCUUGGCAUAGAAGCUAAAAUUCGUAACAUCGAAGCUACCGAAGAGGCAAAAUUGAAACUUCUUUGGGAAAGACACAGAAAGAAAGAUGGACCCUCGCAGUUCGUUCCUACUAAUAUGGCUGUAAAUUUCGUGCAGCACAACAGAUUCAACAUAGAAGACUCAGAUUUCCAGAAAUCGCAGCAAGGCUCCGGCGACAAGAAGAAAUGCACCACCAAAGAGGAUAUCCGAGGAAAGCGAAAAGACAAUGGAGAGAAGGCGACGGACGACUACCAUUAUGAGAGAUUUAAAAAGCAAUUCAGACGAUUUUAAAACAGACUGUAUUAUUAAUUUAUCAUGUUAUACUCUUUGGGUACACUUAAACGUUGAUGGGUUUCUACAUCGAAUGUUUUUUUUAAUUGCAAUUAAAAAAAUCAAGAGACAGUACAAUGUUACAAUACAGUUUUAUUUUUAUUCGCAUACAUCGUUCACGUCCAUUUAAAGCUCGAAAGAUGUAUGUCUUACUCUCGUUACCUAACUCUCGCUUCCUUCUUUUUAGAAUAUAUUCUUUUGAUGAUUGAUGAUUUAUCGUAAAAUACGUCUAACUCCGAAUAUCUUUUACCGAAAUAAAUUCUGGGAAUGUUUAGGAUUUUUCGAGGGUUUUGGAAAAUAUGUAUUCAAAUAUUGUACUAUUAAUUAUUAUUAUUAUUAUAUAGUAAUUACUACAUUACGUAGUAGUUAUUACUAUUAUAAUACUGUCCCUACUUUACUAUAUUCUUUUUACUAAACGCGUGUUUAAAUCCCCUUAAUCUCCAAGCGUUUGACAUUUGGAGCUGUCAAACGGAUGCGACUCCAAACUAACGUUGUCGGUUUCUUGUGAUCACGGACGAUCUAAACGCCGAAUAUCUUCUUCCUGCAAAUAGCUAUCUCCGAGACACGAAGACGCUCAUUUCGACCGCAAAUUAAAUCGAAUCCCUCAACGCGCUGGAAGAUCUUUUCUUCUUGUUGAGGAAAGUCGAGUUUCAAGAGAUGUAUCGUAAAAGCCCCUUUAAAAGUCUCAUCGUCAGACCUUUAAAAGUAUCAAUUUCAGUAAUAUGCCAAGGUCCCCCUUCGCUCAUGCGCUCUGCGUUCUGGACCAACAUCGUAGGGGAGCCGGGAGGAGGAUAACGCCGGCGACAGGAAGGAGGGGAGGAAUUUGCGCCUUCGUCGCGUUGUACGUGUAUCUCUGUGUACUACGAGAGGCACGUUGACGUCAACCGACUGCUUGAAACUCACGGUCUUUACGCACAGUGGCCGUCAUUACUUUGACGUAUAAUUAUGAGUUGUGGAUUCGUCACCUGCGGCCCAAACGAGGCUCUCGUCGUCUCAGGUAAACGAGCGAGGAAUCGUCUCUCAGCGCCGCACAGAUAUCUCGUUUUCUCCGCAUAUUUCGUCCGCAUAUUUUUUCCCCUCCCCGAUUUAAUUCGUAGAAAAAGGGAAAAAAACAUGGGAGAAGCUCGCUCGGGCGUCUUAGAUAAUUGAUCCGCGUGACGAGACGGCGGUGGGGAAACGCGGGAUCGAUUGAGAACCGCACCUAUAUACUGUGCUUUAAUCGCAUUAGAAUCGCAAAUUGCUAUCUGUUAUAUGCAAAUAAUCGAAUACCGCUCGAUUGUACAUGUAGAAUUAUGUGCGGCUCGAUUCUUUUACUUACAUAUUAAUUUAAUUAUGUAUUAAUUUAAUGAACCGUUAUCUUCCUCGUGGUCCUCCG